This is a messenger RNA of Helianthus annuus (common sunflower), 1821 nucleotides long. RefSeq names its product putative UPF0481 protein At3g02645. The record is from RefSeq and is a predicted model, not a curated record. Bases 1 to 1647 code for a protein of 548 amino acids. The transcript has 2 exons. Lineage: Eukaryota; Viridiplantae; Streptophyta; Magnoliopsida; Asterales; Asteraceae.
AUGCAUUCCUCACCCAGCUUCGUGAAGUACGACUUCGACGAAACAAAAUGGGUCGAAGACAUUCGUAAAUCAGUUGACGAACAAGACGAUGAAGAAAAAAAGAAUAUUGUUUGUAUCUUCACUGUCCCUAAAGUGCUUCAAGCCACCGAUCCCAAAUGCUAUAUCCCACAACAAGUCGCGUUAGGCCCGUUCCACCAUUUGCUGCCCGACGUCCACAACAUGCAGAGGAACAAGGAGGCUGCUGCCCGAAGAACCCGAAAAUACAUGAAUGUUACCUUCGAAAACUUUGUGAAAAAAAUGAAGGAAGAUCACGAGGCUGAGAUCCGCGCUUGCUACCAUACGUUUCUGAGUAUGUAUGGUGACACACUAGUGUGGAUGAUGGUUGUUGACACCGCGUAUUUACUUGAUUUUCUUCAGGUGUAUUUAGAUAAAAAGGAAGGUGUGAAUAAGAAGGACGUUACGAAGGAUCUUUCUCAUAUGGCGAUUCUUCGAGAUGUGGUGAAGGUGGAGAAUCAGAUCCCGUUGUUUUUACUCAGGAAGAUGUUGGCCUAUAUAAAAACUGGUGAACUAAAGAACUCAGAUGAUGCUGAUGAGAUGUUGAAGACAAUGUUGAAAGAGUUGUAUCGCGAUCUUACUCCGUUUGUCGGAGAAGAGUUGCGGGAUCAUGUUCCGAUCGAAAAGUGUGUUCACCUGCUCGACUUUCUCUACCACAUGACUGUGCCCGAAGCCGAAUUCUACAGCAACAUAAACCCUAGCACCGCGAAUUAUCAUGAGAUCGACAUGCCGAACGAUCCAACCAGCGACUUGCAAGUUCAAGAUGAAAAAGAAGAAUCUUUAGCAAAAAACCCUGAUGUUUCAAAGGUUUGGAAUGUCAUAUUGCAAGUAAUCAAGAAAGUAGGUGUUAUCAAGAAAUUCAAGUUGGGGAAGCCAAUGGCUGUGUGUAAUAAAUUACCGUUAGUUUCUCUACUGAAACCAAUAUGGGAAAGCAUUUUUGGUAGAGGACAGGAGAAACCGAAGGAUGAAAGUGAUGAGCCAAAAGCCCCAAAGAUAGAAGAGAUCAAGAUCCCGUCGGUUACAGAUAUGGCCAAAGCAGGAAUCCGUUUCAAACCGGUUGAAGGUGGAAUAUCCAACAUUAGUUUUGAUGUCAAAACAUGUACGUUGUACCUCCCGAAGGUGGAACUGGAUGGGAACACCAAGGUUUAUUUAAGAAACCUGGUAGCACACGAAGCUUGUGUUGCAACGGGACCAUUGGUGAUGGCUCGUUACACCGAGUUAAUGAAUGGGAUAAUCGACACAGAACAAGACGCAAAGUAUUUGAGUAAAAGAGAUAUAGUGUUCAACUAUUUGAAGAGUGAUAAAGAGGUUGCUGAUUUAUGGAACGGAAUGAGUAAAUCUGUGAAGUUGACAAAGGUGGAUUACAUGGAUACAGUGGUUGCAAAUGUGAAUAAGAUGUAUGACCAAACAUGGAGGGUGAAAUUGUCCAAGUUAUUGAAGAAAUAUGUGUUUGCAUCUUGGAAGAUUUUAACUUUGUUGGCUGCUUUGCUUAUGUUGUUCUUGACUACUGUACAAGCUUUUUGCUCGGUGUAUAGUUGUAUUCGAGUGUUCCAUCAGCUCCCAGAGAUUCCUGCUGCUCAAGGGGUCGAGUGAGUAUACUAUGUACUAUGUGUGUGUUUUUCUUUAAAAAAUUAGUAACUUGUAAGACUUUGACUUAAGUAUAUCUGUGUGCAUUUCUUUAAAAUAACUACUUAAAAUAAGUCAAGAUAUGUAAUGACAACUUUUGUAAGAUACAAAUAAUAUAAUAUCAUUGUGCUAUCAAGAAAA